This is a messenger RNA of Varroa destructor (honeybee mite), 8260 nucleotides long. RefSeq lists its product as uncharacterized. Gene Ontology annotation, molecular function: actin binding. The record is from RefSeq and is a predicted model, not a curated record. Lineage: Eukaryota; Metazoa; Arthropoda; Arachnida; Mesostigmata; Varroidae.
ACGAACGAUCAGACAGAAGGGAAGUCGUGUUGAUGCUGGUGGACGUGCAGGAGUUCGCAAGUAAGCUAGGGCGCUACUGCCGUACUGGGAAGAUCUCUACUGCGUAAGUGUCCCUCUCGAUCAUCUAGCUGAGAUUCAUCGCCAAAUGUUGUUACUCGCCAGUUUCCCUUAACCACUGGGGCUACCGCCAAAGCUCUCGGUAGCGGGUAACUAGCUUUCGGAUGCAGGAAAGCUUUUGGUAGUUGUUAUUGUUCUCGCUGUUGCCGCAACUGUAAUAGUAUUGGCAGCCCUCGCAGUCAGCGAGUGUGAAUCGCCGCCGUGGAAGAAAAGGAAGACCGUCGCCAUACUGUGUCGUUACGUUUCAUUACUGCUGUCGAAAAGUGCCCCACCAUCACAUUGGCGAUCGUGAAGUGUUAGUGCACAUUUGGUGAUGGUAUGAAACGGGUACCGAUAAUACUAAAUAGCUAACGUAACCUGGCAUACUAUUCGAGUGAUAAGUGUUCGACUGAUUUGAUUGAGAGGAGGUGGCAGAAGAGUUCGAGGCAGUUCUUUUUGACGACGGCAGUAAACAAGCGUCGACGCGGAUGUACUGCUGGAAUAACAUCAACAGUGGACAGCAAAUAAUGCUGCUGCUUCACCGUUUGGCGGUCGAUGCUGGCACCUCUUAGCUGGUCCAUCUGUCGUCGAGAAGUGACCGACAAACACCCGCACGAGUUUGUCCGCAAUAAUGUAUCACGUAAUGACUUAAGUUCGAAUUUGCGACGAGAAAAGACAUCACCGUCAUUUUCAGUCUCUCUACUGAGAUUCAGUGAAUAACGCGGUCGUUCCAAUCGUUUAUAAGGUUUACUGGCCGUAGAUACAUGUAUAUCCACUCCUACUGAUCAUCAUCAUGUGGCCUAACUAAAUAGUAUGUAUAAAGUAGUAUAUUGCCGGUCGCCCAAAUGCUGCUUCUGCCAGGACAGUAACGUUUCGCCAUUGAGCGAUGUGGACAGUGUGACUCGAACAACUAUAACUAGACCUCUACCAGCUGGCGAUAAUUCCACAGGAGUACGCUCAACAUACGCAUCAAUUUGACGCUGCUCUCGCCUCUUCUGUCAUCGCUGUUACUCCCGUUAAUGUCGUGUAACGGCAGCAGUAGUAAAAUUUCAAACGAUUAACAAAUGCGCUAAGAGCGGCAUUAAUACUGGAAGCGGCAACGUUUGUUGUAACCGCAUUAUUGAAGAAUCAAGCCAGUAUCAGUAAAACGUUACGAAAACGCCUCAGACAAAGCAACAGAACGAGAGAAAACGGCCACACACAGAGUGAGCAAGCAAAGGUCGACUACUAAUAGGACGGACGAAAUCGUUGGAUAAAAAAUUAUUUAGUGAGGAGCAUUUCCUUUAGUUGUUUGUGUCGUGGUCAUAAUGUGUGUACAGGUUAAUACAAAUACGCCUCUUUUCGUUUGAGUUUGAUAUCAUCGCGACUGCUGAGGCCGCGUAUUGUAAUAGUAACCGCGUAAUAGUAACGGCGGUACCAGCGGCGAGAAGGUUCGACCCCAAAUACUGCACCACUAUCGAGGAUUAUUUUUCCUGUCGCAAAAGGAAAAGGAGAAAUCUAAAGGCCCAACUUGAUCUUUCUCACAUAAUCAAAAUCUCAAAAUCGAUACGCAGUCUGAAGCAACGCAGGAUCAUAAGCGAUAUGGUCGUGGCAGAAGCGCCUGUCUACUUGUAUUUGUAGGUCGUUGUCGUAGUGCUCGUGUUACCACUGGUGGCUCGAGCUACCAUUGCGUGUUCUACUUUAUCAUAUACCACUUCAGAGAGGUGUUGUACAUGCCGCUAACAGGCAACUGAUUAGCCUACUGUAAAUAAGUAAGAGGCGACAGUAAACGAAAAGCUGCUAUAGGAUCAUUUAUAAGCAUUGAUUAACCAUAGAGGAGACGUAGUAGUGUGCGUAAUUGAGUGAAUUCUGCUAAUGUGGGUAAGUUUCCAUCAACGAUCCGAGCCAAACCGACGAACAGGGGCAUCUAAACAAGUGCCAGUAGAAACGAGUAUCAGUUGAUAAGGUUUACCAGCUACUGCGGCGGACUAAGCAAUACAUUGUCUCUUUGAAUGUAGUAGUAAAUCUCCUGGGACCCCUUGAACAAAGCAUCACCUGCGCACGCAGCCCUGCUCCCACCUGACGUUGGGUGGUGACGCACCGCUGUUACAGUCGCAGGCGCAGCGGCAUAAAACUAGCCUGAAACAUGCUUCUAGACAUGACGACUACAUCGGGAUCACAUCCAUCCGUUGGACUGGGCCAGCACGAUCAGCCCAUGCCAUCACAUCCGGCCACGGGAGGUGGCGAAGGUGGCCGACGAGUAAAACCAUUGAACGACCACUUUCCCGGCUGCCGCCUAUUAACUACUGAGGAAAAUCAGGCACUUCGAAACCAGUGUGACGUCCUAAAUUACGUGAUCAAAGCUGCAGGCGUUGUUCAACUGUACUGCAGCUCACCAUCUGUGCAAGGUGGCCGCCACGAUCAUUGGAGACUAUUAAAGGUGGGAGUUGCUUGCUUCAUCAAGGACAACUCGGCAUGCGGUUUUUUUAUUCGGCUCUUCGAUAUCAAAGAGCGCCAAUUUUGUUGGGAGCAGGAACUUUUUACACAAUUCAAGUACGAGGCGCGGAUGCCGUAUUUUCACGAGUUUGAGGCUGAUUUUUGCAUGGCAGGGUUGAAUUUCUCAAACGAAGAUGAAGCCCGAUUAUUCAAACAGGCCGUGGAUCACAAGAUUACGAUGCGGCGAGUUAAAUUGGAGGAACGCAAACGGCAAGCGGCCCAGGGUGCUCGGGGUAGCCGGGGCGAUCCAUCGGUACUCAACAACAACCACAGCAAUAACAAUAAUAACCAUUUAGGUCACAUCAACAAUAAUAACAAUCAUUUUGCAACAAUUGGCGUAAAAGGCCCGAAAUCGCACAAGAGCAGUGACAAGAAAAGAAAAAUAACCAAAAAAGACAUUGGAAUGCCGACGGACUUCGUGCACGUUCGACAUGUUGGACUCGAUACCGCUAUUAAUGAUGAGACGUUAAGCGACCUGAACCUGCUAGACCUAGAUCGCGUUUAUGAGCAAGCCGGCAUCUCUCGAGAUCAGGUGGAAAAUAAUCCUUAUAUCCAACAAGAAGUGAGGCGCGUUAUGCGUCAGCAGGUAGACAGCAAUAUGCUCAGCGAAACCACAAUCUCAGCAAUUCAUCGUAGACAGCCACCAGUACCUCCAAUCAGGACGGAUCCGAAGCCUGUACCACCUCUGCCGCCUUCGGCACCAAAUCACCAACCGCCCUCAAGGCAAUUACCACCUGUUCCUCCUCAUGGCGGGCGAUCUCCAGCUCCGCCAAAGCCACACAGGUUGACCACUGGUUCUCACACGCACAAACCACCCCCUCCGGUACCCCCGCCGCACCAACAGCAGCAGCAGCAGCAGCAUCGCGGUGCAUCUAUGCAGCCGGUACAGCCGGUUCGUCUGUCGCCCCCAGCACCUCCACCGCCUCCUCCGGCACCUGGAGGGGCGUCGCCAGGAGGGGCGGUUUUACCUCCUCCACCCCCUCCGCCACCCCCGCCCAUGACCAGUCCCCCGGCUCCGCCAAUGUCGAAACUAAACGGCACCACAAUUCCGUCAUCCAAUGGCAUGUCUACGCCAAGCACUGGAAAUGGAGGCGGCGGCGCGACUGGAGGCCGUGAUGCCCUGCUGGAACAGAUCAGAGCGGGAAAAAUACUGAAAAGAGUUGAAGUUUCAGACACCCCUGCCGCAAAUUCCGUAAGCUCAGUUUCGGAAGGUCGCGACGCUCUACUUGAGCAGAUUCGCGCGGGUAAAACUUUGAAGCCCGUGGCUGACCGGCCCCAGAGACCAGAAGUCCCUCGUAAUGCGAGCAACAAUCAAAAAGUUGAAAAGGAACUCGACGGAUUAGCAGAAGCCCUCAAGAAAGCUAUCCAAAUUCGAAACGACGCUUUACAAUCUGAUGAUAGCGAUGAUUCGACGUGUGAGGCCCUCGACGAUGACGAGUGGGACGACUAGUACACUCCGGGCCCGACGGUCACGGUGCUUAAUGGAGUACGGCUAGCGGGCGGUUACUUUCGGAGUUCAGGAGCCGCACUAACCCAGGUGGCAUCGCCAACUGAGCUGGUUCAACCGACGCCCGCAGGAACUCCACCAUCGAUCCGACGUCGACGAAGUGGCGGGUCAAUUCUUAGCUCUGUUUCAGUAUCGACGUCUUGUCCGCCUCCCCUAUAUAGAAGUUCCUCGAGCAGCUCACCCGCCCCUAUACCUUCAGGUGCGACUCCUACUCCGCAUCUUCAAGCUACAGCUUUAUUAAACAGAAAACAGCAGCAGCAGCAGCAGCAGCAGCAGCAGCAUCAGUAAAGUACCAACAACAACGGCAAUAUGAACUGCCAAUAGCGUUUACAUAGUCAAUAAGUAACUUCAAACGAGUUGACAUCCUUGAUAUUUGUUGGGACUUGUUCAAAUUCCAUUUGAACUGAAUACUGGUCUGACACGGCAUAAAGAGAUAGAGUGAUCGUAAUAGCAGUAUCGUGGUGCUGCUGCUUUACUCAAAACACCAAUCGUAACAAUGGGAAAUCGUAUAGGGAAUAAGUUAUACUUAACUAUGUUCAAAGCUGAACUUUGUUUACUGGCCAGAUCUUACAACAAUUGGUUAGCCUGUUGAUUAAAUCGAUGGAGUUUGCUGAUAAGAUAUACGGCACCAGUAUUGCAGUGUGACAAUAAGCAGCUUCUGAGCAACAAGAAACAAAUAAAUUUUCUGGUAACAGAACAAAAAGAGCACCGCAAACAAAUUCAAAUAAAUCGAACGAUAGAAAAUAGCGGAAAGACAAUUGAAGAUAUUAGUACGAUCAAAUUUGUAUUACUCUGCCGGUAUAUGCAUUUUGUUAGCCAGGUUUCUCACCUAGCUAGUAUCCAGCGUGGUAUUCGAUACAAAAUAAAUCUACCCAAGGCCCUACGAAACUGUUCCAUACCGUGGGGUAGUACGCUGUUACAUGCGUAAUUAUGUAAGUGCUACAUCUAGUAUUUAAUCAUUGCUGUCAGUUUCGCUCGUUCUAGAAAUGACAAAAGCCUAAAAGGCUGUCGUAUCAAACUCUGAUUAUUGACACGAUCAAGGGCUGUUUUAGGGUGCGGAGCUAGCGGAAGACUUCGAGGACCCACUACGUAGUUAACUAACUGGUUACGGACCGGUCUUCUUGCCCUAGCUGUUUGUAAGUGCGACACAAAUCAAACUGUCCAUACCAGCUGGCCACAUUACGAGACAAACACUGACGAGAACGAAGAAAGCCAGAGAUCACUCUUCAGCCCUAUACAUUACAUAAACACCAAACAUGCUAACUGCAAAGAUCGCACAGUCGUUCUUGAGUCUCAGCAGUACUAGAUUUAUAUACAGAGAGAAGGAAAUAUAAGUAUGUUCGAGAAGAAUAAUGAUAAGGAAAGGUAGUUAUCAUACUGGAGAAGAUAGAAGCGUUGGGCUUUUGUUUGUUUGUUUGUUUAGGGGGUGGAGAGGAGAGGGGGGGGGGGGGGGGCUCGUCACUCUAUACGGGUUAACCAUGUUGCCAAAAAUGUACAGCUGACCCUGUGUUAAUUACUUGGACAACUGAAAGACUUUUUAAAAGACGGUCAGGGGUUAACAAUGUACAGAUGUGCAUAUUUCGACGCCUACGUAUUUACAAACUGGCUGAAGGCGGCGGUACUGGGCUGAACGAACAAAAAAAGAACAAAGCAUUUAAGUACGUAAUGGAAGCGGCGUGUGUACGUGACCAUAUUUGAACACGUAACGAAAUGCUAACAAUGGUGACACCGCUGACGAUCCGCGAGAAGCCCUAAUUGGAUAAGGAAGAUGAGGGUUGAAGAAUGGUUCGUAACGAACAGUUUGUAGCACGGAGGCGGCGAGGAAUGGGUGUUAAGUUGCAAAUAAUGUUACGAUGAUACAUAUCGUGGCAGUGAUAAUGAUGAUAAUAAUUAUUAUUUGAUAUGAUAUUAUAAUAGAUAGUCUAAAAUGGAGCAAGGGUGUGCAAUAUGUCAAAUUUACGGUGUAUCUUUUCUUCUUAGCAAAAAGCCUGCCGAAUAAAGUGAUUCACACAAUUAUUGAUAAAAUGAUUAUUAGAUCAACGCUGUGAGCGUGAGAUGUGGGAGCGGUGGCGCACAUCAAACCAGAGUCGACUAGCAGUAGCGUCAGCAACAGUUACGACGAUCAGUCGGAAGAAGCCGAUAGAGAAGAAAAACACGAACAACAGCAUAUGCGUUAACGUAUGGUAAAAUGCUUGACACCUAGAUACGUAGUCCUGACUAAUAGGUAGGAUAAGAAAGGAGUACACUAAACUAUUACUAGUAUUAUUGCUAUUAGCAUAUCUUUUAAACGCCCUUUUUAUUACAAUAGUGCUUUGAUUAGAAUUCUGAACUAAGUGAUACUGUGUGUCCUUCCUUUUGUCCAAAUGGACAGGACACACAACGAUAUUAACCAAAACAAGAAAUGCUGAGAGGUCGCGAUUUAAUGAUGCAACUCGAGCAGGACGAAUCCGAACAUUGGUAAAAAUGAUUAUAAUAACAAAAAAAAAAAACGAAAAAAAAACAAAAAAAACAAAGGACUAAUGCGUACUUGCCGCUGUCGAAAUAUAGGUGCGACGUAAUCGAACGAAACAGCUGACCACGCAAAAAUUAUCGCACCCCUAUUUACACAUCAAUUAUCCUCUUAUUGUAGCUAAAUAGUUAAAUUAUAAAUGACGAAAAAGUGCAUCCACGGCUUUGGCCAUUCCUUUCCAUUCUGGGAAGAAUUACCUCUAAAUCAUGCAAAUCAUGUUAUUUGUUGCGUCCACGAAAAGGGUGUAUAUAUAUAUAUAUAUAUAUAUAUAUAUAUAUAUAUGAGAUAUCUAUUUUUUGAUAAAAACAAAAACGACGUUAUGAAUAGUGUAUUUGAAAGAUGGAAAAGUAAAGAAGCAUAAGGCAAACAGUGAUCACAGGAGCGUUGCAAGGCACAUAUGAGGAAACGGUUACUAUUAUUAUUAUUAUACUAUUACCAAAACUAUAUACAAAAACAAAUCUUUAUAUGUAUUGCAUAAGCAUACUUAAUUUAUAAUAAGUGGUGUACUAUCGAUCAACUGGAACUGAACGAAAGAGAAUUCGUGUGCAAAAGAAAGAACCGAGAUGAACUGAGAAAAAGAGGACGCUUGUCACAGCAACGAACUCGGAGUGAGAAUCAUCGGUACACGCAUGUAUGUUUGUAUGUAUGUAUGUGUAUUGUCUACAAAAAGCAGCGCCCCCCAAAAAAAACCUCUAAAUGGUGUCCCCACGCAAAAGAGAUAGCUCAUUGCCUGCUGGCUUAUUAGCCAGCUAUAUUUUGACUCCCCAACUGGCGUGGAUGCCUCCUAAAGGUUUCGAGGUGGUGUACAUCUGAACAAAAUUCGAUGAACACAUCAUUUUUAAACAAAUAAUGAUGCAGAGAACGAUCUUAGGCAAAGUGACGGGAGGAAUGCUAAUAAUAAUAAUAAUAAUCGCAAGAAGCAAAACCGAAUGGCGAAAUGACGUGAGACCGCGUAGCAGACCGCAGACGUGGGCGACAGUAACUAGUAAUAGUUUUACUGGCUACUUAGGAAUCCAAAGGAGAUAAUUGAGAUACUACCAGAUCCUGUUCAUAAUUAAAGAUUCGGCAAAGUAUGAGACAAAUGUACUGUGUGGCUAAAAUUUGACCGUUUUAUUAAGUACAGAGCAAUAUAAUAAGGUUAUAGGUUAGGUUUCAUGGAGAAAAUGUUGGGAAAAGAAGGAAAGAAAAAAAACAGGAAAUAGCUGGCCAUAGUUAAUGAACAUAGCCACAAGCAGGAUAAAUGCUCCAUGUUUUGCGCCUUCAACUGCUAACUGCUUGGAAAUGGAGGUAAAGUAUGCCGAAAUAAAUUCGCCAUUUGACGAAUGUUUCAUUGCUGGCUCAUGUGUAGAGUUACAAUCGAACGAUCUAAGUUUUUUAAUUACUCGCGCAGGGUAGAAUAGCGCUGAGCAAUGAAGCCUUCUUCCACAGAAGACAGUGAUUCGGAUGUGACAACUGAAAGGAAGAUCUCGAGCGAACUCUCGAACGUGUGCACAGAUUUCAAAUGUAAAAACGGCUAGAUGAUCUUCAUGAGCACAAUGCUUCUUACGGAGAAAACAGUGAAAUAUCUAUAGACGUUCAGCGAAACUAUAUGGGAGACAAAAAGAAGAAAAUGCUUCAAAGUAGACAUGAAAUGCUAUUAUCAGUAUAGUAUAAAAUUAACUAAUUGUAAGUUA